ACGCGCACAGCGCUCUGUGCAGUGAAAUAUGAUCAGCACCACUCUACUGGUUCGCCUCAGUUUUUUCAGGUCAGGGAUGCACCGAUAAAACAAAGGAAGGAGGUUUCCGUCCUGUGGGUGGUAAUUAUCAUCCAGCAUAGAAAACGAAAAGUGGCAGCUUCAAACACACACUGCCACAUCACACACCGAGUUUUCUGGCAGCGCAAAGCACUCCAACAUGCAGCUAGGACUUUUGGUAAUGUUUCUUUUCUGGGCGAAAACUUCGUUGUGCGUCCCGCAGCAGAGUUGCCAUCCAGGAGACGAGUAUUUAGGAAGAUGCAGCAACAGUGCAUAUGAAGAAAAACCUAAAUGCACAGAGCUGAACCUGGGCUAUUGUAAUGAUUUGGAAUACUCUAGAACCAUAUUCCCUAACAUCCUUGGUCAUCGGACUCGUUUGGAGGCAGAGUCAGGGGCAGAGUACCUCCUCCUAAGUGUCAUCCAUGGCCUUUUGAAUGGGGAGUGCUCCCCUGAGAUUCGUCUUGUAGGUUGCUCAGUACUGGCCUCACCCUGCCGAGAUGACAAGAUGGUCAAACCCUGCCGGAGCACAUGUGAGGCACUGAGGAAGGACUGUAUACAUGCCCUUGAGGCCAUUGAGAUGGCCUGGCCUUAUUUCCUGGAUUGUGACCGCUUCUUUGCCAGUGAUCAAGAAGGCUGCUUUGAUCCGCUGGCAGGGCUGAAAGCCAGACAGGAGCAAGCACUGUCCAGUCUCUCUCCUCAGGAGCCCAGUACUAUCAUUCAGUUCACCUACACCUCCAAUGCACAGAUGUACAGCAUCCUGAAGAGAACAGCAGCCAAGUGCUCUCAUAUCUCCCACGUCUACAGCAUCGGACGGAGCACUGAGGGCAGGGAUCUACUGGUGAUUGAGUUCACCAACAACCCCGGACACCAUGAGCUUUUAGAGCCAGAGGUCAAGUUGGUGGGCAACAUGCAUGGCAACGAAGUGCUGGGCCGCCAGCUGCUCAUCUACUUGGCCCAGUACCUGUGUUCGGAAUAUAUCCUGGGAAACCAAAGAAUUCAGACCAUCAUCAACACCACUCGCAUCCAUAUUCUAGCCUCCAUGAACCCCGAUGGCUAUGAGCUAGCCGCCUCAGAGGUAGAGGAUAACAAUGACCCGGAGCUCAUCAACCAUGAAGGUCACUUGUUGAAUGGUUGGACCAAUGGUCGAACCAACGCCCAGAAUAUUGACCUGAACCGGAACUUUCCGGACCUUACGUCCAUCUUGUACCGGAACCGACGCAGCAGGCACUACCGUACUGACCACAUCCCGAUUCCCGACGCAUACUGGUUUGGGAAGGUGGCACCAGAGACUUAUGCAGUGAUGAAGUGGGUCAGGUCUCUGCCUUUCGUUCAGUCUGCCAGCCUCCACGGAGGGGAUCUGGUGAUCUCCUAUCCAUUUGACUACUCUAGACAUCCUCAUGAGGAGCGGAUGUUCUCCCCCACUCCGGAUGAACAGGUCUUCAAGCAGCUGGCUCGCACAUAUGCCGAUGCUCAUGCCACUAUGUCAAACAAUGACACAGAGAGGUGUGGUGCCUCCUUUUAUCGAACUCGGGGGAUUAUCAAUGGGGCACUGUGGUACAGUUUUGCUGGUGGUAUGUCAGACUUUAAUUAUUUACACACUAACUGUCUUGAGAUAACCGUGGAGCUUGGAUGUGACAAAUUCCCCUCAGAGGCUGAGCUUUACCCAGAAUGGAAGAGGAAUAAAGAAGCUCUCCUCAGUUUUCUUGAGUCUGUCCACAGAGGAAUAAAGGGAAUAGUUAAGGAUGUUAAUGAUAAUGGAAUAAAAGAUGCAACAAUCUCCAUCAGGGGUGUCAGAAAAGAUGUCACCACAGCUGAAGAAGGAGACUAUUGGAGACUGCUUAACCCUGGUACUCACAUCGUGACAGCCACAGCCAAAGGUUACUCCAAGGUCACCAAGAGAGUUUAUUUGCCUCACACCAUGAGAAAGGCUGGACGUGUUGACUUUGUCCUGCAGAAGGUUCCCGUGGAGCCUGAUAUUGAUGACCACCUCUUCCCCACAGCAGACACAUGGGAUCGAUUUGACCCCUACAACCAGUUUGAGCAAUACAGGGAUCCAGAUGUGGGUGAUAGUGGGAGAGAGAGGGAGGAAAAACCAUGGUGGUGGAACUACUUCUCCCAGUCUGGUAUCUCACCUCCAACCUGGCUGCUGAGAAAUGUGUAGACACAUUUGGGACAAUAAAGAUCCUGAUUACCACCUCCACCACAUAAGGAGACUGGUGAAGGACCAUUUUACAUCCAGUCCCACUGGUGCUCUCACAGGCGUUUAUGUAGCAGGAGCUGUGACACUAACCAGCAGUAACCGAACACAUUGCAGUACUUCCUGUAAGGAUGUGAAUUAGCAUUUUUUUCCAACCGGCAACACAUUUAAUUUUGGGUUGUGAGUGAGAUUUGGGGGCAGCAUUGCUUUGAAGCAGCAUUUACUGGAUAAUGAAUGAAAUAUGGAUGCCACAAUCAUCCCCUAAAACCUCAUCACAAUUAAAGAGAUGGGACUUGAUAUUUUGCUAACAGUUUUACAACACUGCAUCUACACACAUUUGUGUACAUUAAAAAAUGAGUUGGGAUUUGUUAUGUUUAUUUUUUUAUGGGCAUGUACAAGUAAAUUUCUUGUAACAUUUAUCCAUAUUUUAUACAAUACACAAAAAAUUUAAGCCCUCUGGACCAGUAACAGCAUGUGACAUAGAGCUUGGAUUAGCAGCAACACUGUGCCAUCUCAAAACUGUAGUAAGCCUUGCUUUUUCCCCACAAGCAUAACAAAUAAAUAGUGAAUAUUUCUGGCACUCUUUUGUUUCAAUUAUAUUUCAACUUCGGGGAGUGGUUUUCGUAUUAUGUCAGUAGAGGGCGCAAGAGAACAUAUCAUGGUAUUUUCGUCGACUUCAACAAUGAAUUCUCUAAUUAGCGUAAAGUGCAUUUGUAUUCUUCAUUAAAGAGUUUAUACAUUUCUUUA
Messenger RNA from Oreochromis niloticus (Nile tilapia), 3001 nucleotides. RefSeq names its product carboxypeptidase Z (gene cpz). Gene Ontology annotation, molecular function: metallocarboxypeptidase activity; zinc ion binding; protein binding. The record is from RefSeq and is a predicted model, not a curated record. Lineage: Eukaryota; Metazoa; Chordata; Actinopteri; Cichliformes; Cichlidae. The coding region runs from base 218 to 2218 and encodes 666 amino acids. Gene Ontology annotation, biological process: protein processing; peptide metabolic process. The transcript has 13 exons.